Molecule: messenger RNA, 1916 nt
Organism: Saprolegnia diclina VS20
Lineage: Eukaryota; Oomycota; Saprolegniomycetes; Saprolegniales; Saprolegniaceae
Exons: 12
Coding region: 1-1887 (628 amino acids)
Biological process (GO): intra-Golgi vesicle-mediated transport
Cellular component (GO): COG complex
Source: RefSeq, a predicted model, not a curated record
AUGUCGGUCGCACUGCAGCACCGCGUGAAGAAGCUCUUGGCGAGCCAGGCAGAGAUGGCGAGCGCCAAGAGCCUUCUCGGCUCGCUGCCACCACUCGUCGCCAUCGACGUCGGCGGGACCACCGCGGGCGUGCGUACCGCGCUCAAGAGCAGCCUCGACAACGCCAGCCUCCGCGUCGCGGAAGGCCUCCUUAGCGAGAUGGACGUGGUGCUGGCGUCAAUUAGCGCGCUCCAGCAGAAGGCGGAGGCCAUGGACGUCACGUGCCAGCACGUCGCUGCGUACCUCGACACGACCGAGCGCACGUCCAACGCGUUCGUCGCGCAGGCCGCGGCCCUUACGGGCGAGCAGCGCGCGCUGCAGGCCGAGAUGGACGAGACCAAGCAGUUUCUGUCGCAGCACCAAGUCGACCCCGUCGACGUCGCGCUCCUCGAAGCGCCGGCGCUCGAUGGCAACGACGACGCCAUGACCGUCUUCUUUGACGUCCUUUCGCGCGUCGGUGGCAUCAAGUCCAACUGCAAGCGUCUCGUGGAAGCGAAUCCUGGGCCCACAAGCCUCGAGCUGCUCGACCGCGUCGGCCAGCACCAAGAUGCAGCGUACGACAAGCUGUACCAAUGGACGCUGCAGCACUGCGGUGGCGCCGAGACCGAGCCCAGCCGCUUGCUGCACCACGCCAUGCGCCACCUCGUCGCCCGCCCUGCGUUUUAUGCGCAUUGCAAGGAAGCCCUUGUAGCUGCUCGACGCGGUGCGAUCUUGCGCCGCUUCAUCAUUGCGCUGACGCGGGGCGGUCCCAACGGCAUUCCUCGGCCCAUCGAGAUCCACUCGCACGACCCGGUCCGGUAUGCUGGCGACAUGCUGGCCUGGGUCCACGCAGCCAUCGCUUCCGAGCACGAGUACUUUAAAGUGUUGCUGGACGGGGCCGAGGCCGGCGAGACGCAGCGGCUCGUGGGCCAAGCCUUUGAGGGCAUCGCGCGCCCUCUCGAGGUGCGCUUGCAGCAGACGCUCACGGGCCAGACCGCGUGCCCUGUUGUGUAUCAAGUGGUGCACCUUCUCGGUUUUUACUGCGUCACCAUGGCCAAGCUGGUGCCCCAAGACGCCGAGCUGAGCACUGUUCUUGUCGAGUCGCUCGCCCGUGCCCGCACGAGCUUUGAGAAGCAGUGGCAGCACCAAGUGGACGUGUUUCAAGCGGUUAUGCAGGAAGACCGCGCCGACUUUACCCUUGUCGCGGCGCAUGCGACGCUCGACACGACGCACAAACUCGCGCAUUUACUUGAUAUUUACCAAAGCGCGCUGCUACCGUUCGGUGCUCAAGCCGCCGAUGUGGCGCCCGUGAUCGAGUGCUUCGUCGUCGCGCUUGCUGCGUCCUCCAAGCAACGCCAUGCUGACCCGAGCGACGCGCUCGUCUUUCAGCUCAACCAACUCGGCUGUGUUCACGCAACGCUCUCGCGCUACGAGGCGCUUGCCGGUGCGUGGGUCGCUGAGCUUUCACGGGACAUUGGCGCCAGUAUCGAUGCGCUGGCCACUGCGCAGGCGUCGGUGGUGCUGCAGCGGUGUGGCGUCGCGACGCUGCUCGAGCGCAUGGCUGCGGUGCACGAGGUAUAUCUCGUCGAUGCGGGCAGCGCAAUGCCCGGCCUCGACGUCGACAGCGUCCGCAUCGUUGUCCACAACUUUUGCUCGCUGCUCAUGGCGCUUGAGCUUCCUGCCAUUGAGCGCAUCUCGCAACCGGACGUCCGCGACGAGGCGUACACACGAGCCGCUCGCCGCCUCUGCGAUGCCUAUGGCGCGAUCCACGCGUUUGUGUUUGCCCCUGUCAUGGGCUAUGCCCAGCCGUCGACGAUUGUUGUGCACACGCCCAAGGAGAUUGAAACCAUCUUGGACCUUGCGUCCUAGACCCAGUCCUAGACCCAGUCCUAGACCCA